UUUGAUCCCAUAUAGGUAGUUCUUAAAACAGCAUAAUGCUUAGGGCAGACAUUCUUUAUUAGUUAAGCUAAACUAUAGUUUGGUUUUAUGAAGACUUCAGAGGCUAUUUUUGGUUUAAGGUUUAUUUUAACCCUCGCUUAAACCGCUUAAACUUUAUUGCAAGCCCAGCUGAUGUUUUGCCCUUCAGAGAUCCUUCAGAAACGUUAACGGGGAGACACUGGCGAGUCCUGUCUCCUGGACGCCUAAGGUUCAGCACCAGCCUUGCUGUGUGUAAGGAAGCUAAGGUUUUUUCUUGUCCCAAGGCUGACAGCAGAACUGUGGAGACAUUGCGGCCACUUGUAGCCACAGUUCAGGAAUGAGGUCGAUAUCAUGGCUGUGUUUGGGGGUUCAGGGAAGCCAGAAUAAGUUCUGUUUGUCACAAUUGAUUCAAACCAUAUAUAGAAGAAGUCAAAGGAUGGUUCCCAGCAAAGAUAUAAACUCAGCUGGUAGGUUCCUUCCUUACAAAUGGCUUGUUUAUAUGUGUGUUUAUGGGGGGAGAGAUAGACGUGGUCAUCUGGGAAAUAUCGUGUGGAUAUGUCAGUUCACACAUCUCUGAUGGGUCAUGCUUGCUGGUAAUGAGAAAGCCUGUGGCAACACGUGUUUUAGAUCACACUAAGCAGCUGAAGCCAUUUUUUUUUUUUUUUGUAUUUCAGUAUUAUUAGAAAUUUUAAGUGUAUGGUGCUAUUCUUAUUGAUAAAAAUACUCCUUGAUCAAGUAACUUUCCUUAGUUUUCCCAUCUGUAAAAUGGGGACAGUAAGGCCUAAUGCUACAGUCCACUUCCAUUAUAAUAAGCCCUUCUACAAUGGCUUUUUCUUUCCAAAAAGGUUUCCAAGCCACAGAUCAGGUUUUGUAAGCAACCUUCAAUACAACAAAAUUUCAGCUCGUCAAAAAAAAUGAGGCAGUCUUCUGCUAUUCAUUGUAAUGGGAUUUGAUUACUGGUACUAUCAUGGGAAAAAUAGAGAAACUAGAAUGUAAUCACUAAGUUUCAGUUAAUUUUUUUUCUAGAAGUUGAGUAGCUUAUAUGUGAAAACAGACCGACAAACAAUGAUCCAGUGUAGAGUUUCCAGGGAUCCUUGCAAUGUUCAGAAAGGGACAUAGAGGCACCGAGGAGGCCAGCCAGUUACCUAGGAAUAUCCCGUAAGCCAGUGGCUGAAGUAAGCUGAAUCCCUGUUUCUAAGUUCUCAGUGUGUGUGUUGUCUUGGGUAAUGUUACCAGUCACUUUUGAAAGCUUGGCAAAGAAACUUCAGUUGAGACUUAAGCUGGCAGGUGCAAGAAGGAAGAAAAGUUGGCCGGCGAUGGCUGUUGUUUGUUGGUGGGAGGACAGUCUCCUGGCUAAAUGGAGGUUUGUUUGGCCCAUCAGACCAUAUAGGGCAUAUGUUUAAAGUUUAACUUCCCACAGCAUGGUUUUGUGCCCACAGCUGUGACUUAAAUAUUUGUCACAAUGAUUUCUUUGGGUUGUUUUGUUUCUUAUGUGUGAAGACAACUAGUUUGGGAUCUUAUCUGGCUUAAAUGGUUAAACCCGGAUUUAGUCCUAUGCCCCUACUCCGCCAAUACGUGAGAGCCGAAGGAAGGCAGUGUGGAGACCGGGUCAGCACCUGAGUCCAGAGACCUGACUUAUUUGCCUGUUUUUGUGACCGGGGCCUUUAUUCACCACCCCGUCUAUAUUGAGACCUCACAGGACCUUUGACAGUUUUAAGUACCAAAUUAACAUAGAUUCUGAAGUAACAUUGGAAUUGGAUUUUCCUUGUAAGUAUAAUGUGGAGUAUACCAUUUUGGUCGUGACACUGUGAUGAGGUUUUCAGAUCUUAAAUAGGCUAAAAGCAAGCAUAGCCACUGAGUGUCCAUCCAGUUCCCUCCUGGUGCAGAGCUUGCUGAGAGCGGUGGAGGCUGGGUGCCAGAGCAAACACCUACAUUCCCAAGUUGCUUGAUCCGCCCUCUCCUUCCCCGUUCUACCUUCUGGGAGAGGUGAGCUUAGUGCCCAGAGAAGAGCCCACCUUCUGAUUCUGGACGUCUGCCUUUUGUAGAAGAACAAAAGCCAUCAGCAGCUCUUCCCACUUUUCCCCUGGCCGCCCACCGCAGCAGUGGGAACCCGCAUUGACCUGGGAGGAGAAAAGACACUUUGUCUCCUUCCCAGCUCGGUCAGUCUUUGUGUCUUCAUCAAUGUGGACAAGAAAGGAGGCAGAGACAGUCCAAGGGUCAAUGCUUCCCCUGGUCUCGAGCCCAGGCUGUUAGGAUCAUUGUGCUUGUGGACUCCUGCUGACCGUGUUCCGUUAGCAGCUGAAGAGCUCAUAGGUACCAUCAGGGACUUGCUGGCCUGCCUGGGUUUGAAUCCCAGCUCUGCCACUUACUAGCUGUGUGACUUGGGACAAAUUACUUAACCUCUCUGUGUUCCAGUUCCUGCAUGGGUAAAAGAAGUGUAGCAAUAGUUCUGCCUCAUUGAGUUGGUAUGAGGAUUAAAUCAUACAAUACAGGUAAAGUGCAUACAGCAGUGCCUGGUCCCUAAUAAAUUCUAUUUAACAGUUAACUGGAAAACAGACCGACAAAAAAGGAUCCAAUGUAGAGUUUCUGGGGCUCCAUGCAAUGUUCAGAAGGGGAGAUGACUGUAUUAUGCCUUUUCCUUGUUUCUUGUUUGAGAGGGAAAGAAGACUAAAGUUAAAGGGAAGUUUUCACCUGCUUUGCUGAGAUCUCAUGCCCUGAAGCUUUGCUCAGCGCCCUUGACAAUGAACGCACAGUGAGCCAGGUACCUGCCAGAGUGUUGGAGCAUCUGAGGUCCUGACUGCCACCAUAAAGGCACAGGGACGGGUCAGUUAUUUUUGGUGUUGGAGGUUGUCAGUGGGACUUCAGAGCUGGAAGGCCACCAAGACUAGGGGCGAAGGGGAUGUUUGCAGGGUUGAUGGAAAAGCCGAGUUCUCCAGUCCCGUGGGGUUGAGAAGUGCAUCGUGGGCCGUUAUUAUGCGGCAUCUCACAUGCUGUUUAUUUAUUUGGUUGGCAGAGCUUGCAUUCCUCCCAUUGUCAGUUGGUUUGUGUUGCUGUUUUUUGUCUGUGUAACCUUUUUUUUGUCUUAAAGAGGCCAGACCACCCUGUAGGAGCAUCCCAUCCCUCUAGGAGACAAAGCAACCCGUGGUCAAUCUCCUAGAGCCCGGGGUGCUCUGGGCUCCGCCAGACCCUGUGCAAAGCUGAGAGCCGGUUAGUGUAGAUCAGGAUUUUUCCGGCAAGUCUCCCUCAUUGCAGAGAGCGCAGGUAACUCUGCAGUGUUACAGUGACAGUGUAAUUGCAGACACCUGUCUGGGUGCUGGAAUGAAUAACCCCGGGAGAGCCCCAUGACCAUGGUGGCAUCCACCGGCCAGUGCCGAAGGUAGAGUCUUGCCAUUCGGGAGUUAGAGGGGUGUUUCUGAGACACGCAUCGAACCUGCAAGAUAUGCUGGGCACUUCCACAUAAAACAGCGCUUUCAAGCUGCACACUGAUUCUGGGAGAGAGGUGUUAUUUUAUCCAUUUUUCAGCUGAGGAAAAUGAUGUUCCCAGAGGUGCAUAAUUUGCCUAAAGACCGCGCUGAUACAAACUUACUUACAAACUGCUGAGCCGUCGUGGGCAUUUUAUACCCAAAACAAAGGUGCUGUGCUGCUCUCAGGAACUGUAGAAAUUAAAGCAGAGGCUGAUGAGAGGGCAGCUAUGGUUGGCGCUCUGAGGGUUCGGGAGGUGAAGGCGCUCCCCGCAGUCCCAGGUGGAUUCCUCAUAGCUGAAUCGGAUGGCCUCCUUAUGACCUGCGUGUUCGGGCCGCUUGGGGAAGGACCCACCGGGGCUGUACCCGGGCCCGCAACCCAGAGGUGUUGCUUCAGGAGGAUGCUUAAAGGUUCGAGCAGGCUUACAUGCAGCCGUGAAGCAGAGGACCUGGGGUUCAGGUUUUUCCAAUGUCUUCCAGAUGCACUUCACUCUGUCACAGGUGGCUAGGAGAUUAUGUUCCCUUCCAACAUCACGUCCUCCUCCGAGCCUCCCAGUCCUGACCCUGCUCCACGGGUAAUCUCCCAGCCCGGAUGAUGAGAGACGGAGAUGAGCAGCUAGUUCGCGUUCCUCAUUCAGUUGUAGUUGAAUUUCCCUCUAAGCAGUGCGUUUGUUGUAGGGUUUGCAAAGAGGUCACAGGUAGCUACGUUUGCUGUUUAUGCAGCAAAUAAGUUUUUAUUUUUCUAAAAUUUAGUUUAAGUCCAUUUCAUGUCUCAGGGCACAUCGUUUGGGGUUAUCAAGGCACAAGCUAAGGAAGGAGAGCCCUGGAAUUUUACCUGUAGACCUGUUAGCCACCCUCAGCUGAUAGAGAAAGGCACAGCCGCCUAGCUACUUGUCGUGGCUCCGGUGAUGGUUCCUCUAUCAUUAAUUAAGAUGCUCGGAUCCCUGGAGUGAUCAGAGAGGAAUUUUUAUAUUAAUGUAGUCCCCAUGUUUUUAUCUAACUGCUGCGUAAUGAAAUGUUGGCCUUCUCUCCCUGCUGAGAUGGAAUCUCUGAUAGAAUUUCCCUCUGUGUCUGCAGUCCCCUAGGUCUACCUCGUGCCUCCAGCUGUUAAGAUUUCUUAACUGAAGAUAGGAAUGUCAAGGCUAUUCCCAAGUCUAUCAUUUUUACUUGCCAUGUGUCUAUAGCUACUUCUUGCUUUUUCACUUGGGUUGAAGAUAUCUUUUACUUUAGGGGAUGUUUUUCAACUUGCGUAUUGAGGUUUCUGCUUGGCUACUUUUCUGAAGCUCUGUGCCUGUCUGCUUUCCUUUGUUUAAUUGUAUAGUUUGUAUUCUCUGUACAGAUACAGAAAGAAAUCGGUCUGUAGUGCUAGGUUGUGGUCUAGGUGGUGGUAGAUCCAGUUUCAUUGGCAGGAAGCCAUGCUCACAGCCAAUCUCAAAAUUUUACUGUUCAGGCAAUAAAUAUUUAUUGAUUAUUUGGCCAACUUCAAUCUUUUCCAGGUGCUAUCCAGCUUCUGCUGCUUGGAUUCAAGCCUGUCACUUGCCACUCCAAAUAUGGCUUCUUACUGUCCCAUCAACAUUAUUCAAGCGCUUGUUUGCGUAGCAUUUGGUUUUGUCUCUAAGAAUUGUAAAAUAUUGACCCAGAUAGUGCUUUUAGGCCCAAAGUAACAUUGGACGUUUUUUGGCUAACAGAUUUCAGGUCUAUCAGUGGUUUGUAGAUAGGGAGAUCCUGUAACUCACCAUCCAAACUGGGACACUUUUGAGAGUGUAAAGGGGCACUAUUAAUUACACCAGGACAACAGACAUAAAUGGAACUCUCUCAGCAAAUGAGGCUACUCAACACAGACACUAAAUUUGGAAGAUAAUACUUUCGGUAAACUCUACUCUCAAUUGCUAACCUAUAGGGUUUAGACCAUCCAAAGUAAGCUAACAGGACCAGAGUUUGAAGCAAUUCAAGUUCACUGUGGUUUUCCCCCAACCAUGACUUAUAUUUUUAAGUUUGUUUUUGAUGCAUAGUUUAAUAUCUCUCGUGCCUGAGAGACACUUUAGAAUCAACCUCAAACAUGUUCACUUUAAGCAUUUGAAACCUCUUAGUAGCUUUUAGUAGCUAUGAUAAGCUGUUGAAUUUUGCUUUGCAAGAUUCUGCGGGUGAGCUGUAAACUGUCUGCAUGCAGCGUGUGUGCGUGUGUGUGUGUGUGUGUGUGUGUGCACGCAUGAGAAAAUGAAAUUUUGAAUAGGAGAGAAAUUGCCAUCAUUUCAUAAGUGAAGGCAAUUAAAAUAUUUGUUUUGUUUUGUUUUGUUUUAAUGUUUAUCCAAGAUGAGAAGUUUUUCUCUUAGGAGCAAAAGAGGCAAAAAAAAAAAAAAAAAGUUUUUUGUACUAUUAAAGUGGCUGAAAUCAAAAACAAAAGUAAAAAACCAACCCCGCGAUUCUUUAGGAGGGCAAGGAGGGAAGAGUGGAUUCAGGUGAAACCUCCCUGUUAGCUAAAACAUAAGAGAAAGAAAGAAGAAGAAUGACGGAAAAGAAGCAAGAAAGUGUGGAAGAACCAAUGAGAGAAUGAAAGAAAGAACAAAGGAAAGAAUGAAAACAGAAAUAUGAGAAUUUAAGUGCUCGUUCAUAGACCUGGGAAAGUCCUCAUGUGGACCAAGCAUUACACUUGGCUAGGAAUUCAAGUCUCAAUUGCCAGGUCUGAACUCGGCGCUGCCGAAUUACAGCCGCUUUCAUUUGUUUCCUGCCCCCUACCAUGUAAUGGCCAAGGGCUCAUUGGAACCACGUGUGAGCCUGAUAUGGAAUGCGCAGAUGUCCCACUGUUAACUCCAAGCAGCAAAGAAAUGAUGUCUCAAGCAUUGAAAGCUACUUUUAGCGGUUUCACUAAAGAGCAGCAACGCCUAGGAAUUCCAAAAGACCCCCGGCAGUGGACAGAAACCCACGUUCGGGACUGGGUGAUGUGGGCUGUGAAUGAGUUCAGCCUGAAGGGCGUGGACUUUCAGAAGUUCUGUAUGAACGGAGCAGCUCUCUGUGCCCUAGGAAAAGACUGCUUUCUUGAGCUGGCCCCAGACUUUGUUGGAGACAUCUUAUGGGAGCAUCUAGAGAUCCUGCAGAAAGAGGAUGUGAAGCCAUAUCAGGUUAAUGGAGUGAACCCCACCUAUCCAGAGUCCCGUUAUACCUCGGAUUACUUUAUUAGCUAUGGUAUCGAGCAUGCCCAGUGCGUUCCUCCAUCGGAGUUCUCCGAGCCUAGCUUCAUCACAGAGUCCUACCAGACGCUUCAUCCUAUCAGUUCUGAGGAGCUCCUCUCCCUCAAGUAUGAAAAUGACUACCCAUCAGUCAUUCUCCGGGACCCUCUCCAGACAGACACCUUGCAGACCGACUACUUUGCCAUCAAACAGGAAGUCGUCACCCCAGACAACAUGUGCAUGGGGAGGACCAGUCGUGGUAAGCUCGGAGGCCAGGACUCUUUUGAGAGCAUAGAGAGCUACGAUAGUUGUGACCGCCUCACCCAGUCCUGGAGCAGCCAGUCAUCUUUCAACAGCCUGCAGCGUGUCCCCUCCUAUGACAGCUUCGACUCAGAGGACUAUCCGGCUGCCCUGCCCAACCACAAGCCCAAGGGCACCUUCAAGGACUAUGUGCGUGACCGUGCUGACCUCAACAAGGACAAGCCUGUCAUUCCUGCUGCUGCUCUGGCUGGCUACACAGGCAGUGGACCAAUCCAGCUGUGGCAGUUUCUUCUGGAAUUACUCACUGAUAAAUCCUGCCAGUCUUUUAUCAGCUGGACAGGAGACGGCUGGGAAUUCAAGCUUUCUGACCCAGAUGAGGUGGCCAGGAGAUGGGGAAAGAGGAAAAACAAGCCUAAGAUGAAUUAUGAGAAACUGAGCCGUGGUUUGCGCUACUAUUACGACAAGAACAUCAUCCACAAGACGGCGGGGAAGCGCUAUGUGUACCGCUUCGUGUGCGACCUGCAGAGCCUGCUGGGGUACACGCCUGAGGAGCUGCACACCAUGCUGGACGUCAAACCCGACGCUGAUGAGUGACGGACACAGCCGCAGCCAGGGACACUGUGUCAGGACAUUUCACAGAACAACUGUGCAGUCGGACUCUUGAUUUUUAAGUGUUAUUCUAUUUUUAAUUUUCCAGAAGUCAUUUUUUUACAUUCAGGGGUGGGAGCUAAGUGAAUUGCAGCUAUAAUCAGUGUGCAUGGAUGGAAAAGGAAAACCAGGACUUUUGGGUUGGGUGGGACAAGAAGUUCUGGAGCAAAUUUUCAGGAGAGAUUGAGAAAGAGAAGGGUCCUCUUGGAAGCCUGAAGAAUCAGGCUUAAGGGAGGAAAAGAUUAACCUGUCCUAUCACUUUUUAAAGUAGUCCAUGAAAAAAUGUGUCUUGUGCUAUGGACCCAUUAGCAAAAGAAAUCGAUACUCUGGAAGUUGUGAGGCUGUUGAAAGGCAAUUAAUUUGCUUUUGUUUUUAGGUCGGGAGGGUAAAAAAGGGGAGGCUGGAUAAAACAGUUUGUUUGGGGGAUGCACAAACCAACCCAGAACUAUUUACCUUCAUUUUGCUUUUGAAACAAAAAUGGACUUCACUGGGAGGGGCCAAAAUUGUUUUUGUGUUAAAAUUUAUUUUAUUAAAUUUUGUGCCAGUAUUUUUUUCUUAAAAAUCGUCUUAAGCUCUAAGGUGGUCUCAGUAUUGCGGUAUCAUGCACGUUUGUGUUUAUUUGCCGGCUGAGGAUUCUGUCACAGUGAAAGAAAACUGUUUAUAUAGACCCCACUGGAAAAGCCAAACCCUGUCACUGAGAUGGGGGAUCCCCAGUUCCUGUGAGACCUGUAUAUGAAGGAAGAACUAAGGCUGAUUUGAGUCUAAGGGCACUGUGCAUGGGAAUUUCAUCUAUAAUUUAAAAAAAAAUGAUCAGCACACCGCUUUACUUGUUUAUCAUUAGCGGAUCCUCGGGGUUUGGACUUAAUGUUGAGCUGAGAGGCAUUAAGUCUUUGAACUGAAUGUAUUUUGCAGCCUGAUUCUGGACUACAGUGCAUGUAGGAGCGCUGUUGGAAGUGGUGGGAAGGAAAUCGAAGGAAUGCCUGUAACGUAUCUGACUUGGAAGAAAAGCUGUGUGCAUGAGCAUUAGCUCUCAGGUCUUAAGGAGUAAGUCCAGAAUGCAGGUAGUUCCAAACUCACACUCACGCUUUCUCCCUUUCGUCUUGGUCCAGUGUGCCCCAUCUGUUGCUUCCCCCCACUCCCUUCUGUUGUUCAGUAGAGAGAAGUGCACAGCUUUCUGAUUGGUGAGUAACUGCAGACUUGCCAUGCAUUGAAGCGUCUCUGAUAAGGCCAUUUAGACUUGCUGGGUUUUAGAAGAAGCAGCAGGAGUUAAGAGAGCAUAUAAGUAAAAUGUGAUUUGACUGCCUCUUCAUUUGAAGAGUUUAAGAUAGUUGAGCUUUAGAAGGUUAAGUGAGAUUGUGUAUGCCGAGUGAACAGUACAGAUGACCUUAGGGCCUGGUGCCGGGAUCUGUUAUCCUGACACAGGGGAAGUAAAAAGAAUAAUACUUGCAAUACAGGAAUGGCUUGAAGGUAAAGGAAACACAAGGAAAGGAACUGGAGUGAAGAAAAUAAGGUGGUCCAUGACAUUUGAGUAUGUUUUCAGUACCCCCAAAGUUUAAGCGUAAUCAACUGAGCCGGUCAGCUGGUUUGUGAGGGAUGAUCUGAAAUUGGAUUAUUUUGGGAGACACCAGCAUCUCGGCAUCUCAUUAUUGAGAAGUGCCUAAUACGAUUAGAAUCCAACCCACCAUAGAGAUACCUGAUUAAUAGCAUGAUGGAAGCAGGAAGGCUUUGCAAGCCUCCACGAGAGAGGUGAAGAAGCAUUUAAGAUGGGCUGCUCAGGGCUAGCCCUUUUUGAGCUUUAGCUGAGCAACUGAGUUGCUAACUACUUUCUAGCAUAUCUUCAAGAAUGUUGAUGGUUUCCUCCCCGGUCCUCUUGCAGACAGUUAUCAGGAGCAUGGCUGCGUGAUUCCUGAGUGUCCUAGCAGUAAUAGGAAAAGCAAAGGCGGAAUGAUUUCCGCUGUCUGUUUUGAUCUCCUUUCUGAUGCGGGUGCCUUAAUAAAGCUCUCGAAGUGUUUUAGGAGCUGCUCAGGGAGCGUUAGGUGGAAUCGUUUGGACAACAUUGUUUUCUCUGUGAUUAUGUGAUCUUCACUGGGCACUGGUAAAAGGGGGUGUGUGUCUGUGUGUCUGUGUAUGUGUGUUUGCAGAUACGCAGACCUGCAGCUGAGAUAAUACCUGUGUUUCCUAGUUUAGCCUUUUCACAUUUCAGUAAUGGGCAAGAGUAGUGCCAUGGUCAGGCAUAGAGCAUUGCUUGCUGUUGGCAACCAGGCGUAAAAUCACUUUCUCAACCCGUCAACCUUUCCUCUUAAAUUGAUGCUGAAAACUCCCCUUCUGUUAGUAUGUCUGACUCGGGCAACUCCAUAGCAGAUAAGAGAUAAGAAAGUGCCUCCUAGUGCUCCUGAUCCCACUUGUGUUUUAAGAUUCGCUUUCUCUCUAGGUCCACCAUUUGCAGUAUUCGUAGAUAGCGUAGUAGUUAAGACAGCUUUGUUGAUCUGGCCAGAUGCUUUUUUCCUCUCUGUCUAAAGGCCAGAGACCAUAGCAGGAAGAGUGGUGGGUGGUUUAUACACUGGAAAUGUAGCAGAAUUGUUGCAUUUGUGCAUUUUCAAAACACAUGUUAACUUCAGAGGAAGGAUGAGCAAAUCUGGUUGAACUGGGUGGAACCCUUACUUCCUGGAGAUGCCUUACUGAUGUCGGUUUUGGCUUUGGGGUUCAGAAUCACUUUUGUUCCCGUCUCCAUCCAGGGGAGGGACUUUCCGCUGGAUAGCCCUGAUUUGGGGCUCUGGGGAUUGGAAGUAGCAUUCAGAGAUCAGAUGGCUUAUCCUCACUUUGGAGAUGGAACACUCUGGGUUGUAGAGCAUUAACCUGCCUAACCUUCAUGGCGAAAAAUACACCUCCUCUCUUCUAGUAUGCUGUGCAUGCUGCUUUCUCUGUUGGGGUCUAUAUAAAUUUGUUCAGCUCUUACCUACAUUCCAAAGACGUUUCAAGGAACAAUGAAUAUAUGUAUACAUAUACAUAUAUAAAAUAUAUAUAUUAAAAUGGUAAUUAUCUCUUUCAGGAAUACUGCCUCAGUUAUUGAACUUUUUUAAAGAGUACUUUUUUUUUUUUAAGCUGAGAAGUAUAGGGGUGAAAAAGAUGUUAUAUUAUGUUUGACUAUUUUCCAACUUGUAUUUUCAUAUAAUUUAUAUUUUUUAAAAGCUGAAAAUUUAACAGCAAGAUAAAAAAAGGAAAAGCAGGUGCUUU
Trichechus manatus latirostris (Florida manatee) is the source of this 10789-nucleotide messenger RNA. It is a transcript of the gene ETS1, whose product is annotated as ETS proto-oncogene 1, transcription factor. Gene Ontology annotation, biological process: regulation of transcription by RNA polymerase II; cell differentiation. Bases 6110 to 7501 code for a protein of 463 amino acids. Gene Ontology annotation, molecular function: sequence-specific DNA binding; DNA-binding transcription factor activity, RNA polymerase II-specific. Gene Ontology annotation, cellular component: nucleus. Lineage: Eukaryota; Metazoa; Chordata; Mammalia; Sirenia; Trichechidae. The record is from RefSeq and is a predicted model, not a curated record. The transcript is spliced from 9 exons.